Ilex paraguariensis (yerba mate) is the source of this 282-nucleotide messenger RNA. NCBI's taxonomy places the organism in Eukaryota, Viridiplantae, Streptophyta, Magnoliopsida, Aquifoliales, Aquifoliaceae. The record is from the annotation of a GenBank genome assembly.
AUGGUGUUUUUGCUGCAAAGAGCUAUGGAUUUUGUGAGAGUUCUAGUUGUGGGUGUUUUCAUUUCAUUGGCCUUGCGAGAUGGAUCAGCUGAACAGGUAAUGGGUUUGCCACCAUGUGAUUUUCCGGCAAUCUACAACUUUGGCGACUCCAAUUCCGAUACCGGGGGUAUAUCAGCAGCAUUUCUACCAAUUCAAGCACCAUAUGGCGUCAAUUUCUUCCGAAAACCUGCCGGAAGAGACUCCGAUGGCCGUCUCAUCAUAGACUUCAUCGGUAACAAAUAG